Molecule: messenger RNA, 2435 nt
Organism: Carassius gibelio (silver crucian carp)
Lineage: Eukaryota; Metazoa; Chordata; Actinopteri; Cypriniformes; Cyprinidae
Product: splicing factor 3A subunit 3
Exons: 16
Coding region: 110-1504 (464 amino acids)
Biological process (GO): mRNA splicing, via spliceosome
Cellular component (GO): spliceosomal complex; nucleus
Molecular function (GO): zinc ion binding; RNA binding
Source: RefSeq, a predicted model, not a curated record
GGUCGAGUGAAAUAAACACGGGACGUUUAACGUUCCUGUACGGUACGUUAAACGCGAGUACGCAAACAACGAUUGAAUAAACCAGAUAUCUUGAAAUAAAUAAAUUACAAUGGAAACGAUUUUAGAGCAACAGCGUCGAUAUCAUGAGGAGAAAGAGAGACUUAUGGACGCCAAAACGAAGGAGAUGCUCACGAAAAAACCCACGCUGAGAGACCAGAUCAACUCUGAUCAUCGAGUGAGAGCUAUGCUGGAUAGGUACAUGGAAGUGAGCGCAAACCUCAGAGACUUGUAUGAAGACAAAGACGGUAUGAGGAAGGAUGAGCUGAACGCGAUCUCAGGACCGAACGAGUUUGCCGAGUUUUACAACCGACUCAAACUGAUCAAGGAGUUCCACAGGAAGCACCCGAAUGAGAUCUGUGUGCCCAUGUCAGUGGAGUUUGAGGAGCUCAUGAAAGCCAAAGACAACCCCAGCGAGGAGGCACAGAAUCUGGUGGAGUUCACUGAUGAAGAGGGGUACGGACGCUACCUGGAUCUCCACGACUGCUACCUGAAGUACACCAAUCUCAAAGGAGUCGAGAAACUGGAGUAUGUCACUUAUCUGUCAACGUUCGAUCAGCUCUUUGACAUCUCUAAAGACAGGAAGAAUGCAGAGUAUAAGAAGUGUUUUAUAAAUGUGUGUGUGUUACAGAAAGAGACGAGUAGUGCUCUGACUCACGCUGGAGCCCAUCUGGAUCUGUCUGCCUUCUCUUCCUGGGAGGAGCUGGCGUCUCUGGGUCUGGACAGAUUGAAGUCUGCUCUCAUGGCCUUGGGUCUCAAAUGCGGAGGCACACUAGAAGAGAGAGCCCAGCGUCUGUUCAGCACUAAAGGCAAAUCUCUGGAGUCUCUCGACCCCUCACUGUUUGCCAAAAACCCAAAAGCCAAAGGACCAAAGAAAGACUCGGAGCGCAACAAGGAAUCUGCUUUUCUUGAAGCUCAGAUUUAUGAAUAUGUGGAGAUUUUGGGGGAGCAAAGGCAGCUGACCCAUGAGAACGUCCAGAGGAAGCAGGCGCGCACAGGAGAGGAGCGAGACGAAGAGGAUGAAGAGCAGCCCAGCGAGAGCGAGAGUGAAGACGAAGACAAUGAGAUCAUAUACAACCCCAAAAACCUGCCGCUCGGCUGGGACGGGAAGCCGAUUCCAUACUGGCUGUACAAGCUGCACGGCCUGAACAUCAAUUACAACUGUGAGAUCUGUGGGAAUUACACGUACAGAGGACCCAAAGCCUUCCAGAGACACUUUGCAGAGUGGCGUCACGCUCAUGGCAUGCGCUGUUUGGGCAUUCCUAACACUGCCCACUUUGCCAACGUCACCCAGAUUGAGGACGCAGUGUCCCUCUGGUCAAAGCUGAAGUCACAGAAAGCAUUAGAGCGCUGGCAGCCGGACACAGAGGAGGAAUAUGAAGACUCCAGCGGAAACGUGGUCAACAAGAAGACUUAUGAGGAUCUGAAGCGACAGGGUCUUCUGUAGCUCAACAAACAAGAGUCUGAACACACAAAACACUCACAGCGUGAAUACUGAAGCAGAAAUGUGAAAGAGUUUCGUCCUCUUGUGUUUCCCACAGUUUGGGAGGAAUUUGAUUUGUCUUUUUGAGAAUGAGCAGUUUGUACAUUUGUAUUAAUCUUUCAUUAUUCCUUAUUUUUGCAUUUACUGUCUUAAAUGUGAAACAGAGACUUUCAUUAAUCAAUCAAGUUUAGUACGUUCUGUGAACAAUGUUUUCUUGAGCAGCCUGCUGUUUUUAACCAGUCUGGAGACUUUAAACCUGCUGUAGAAUAAAAUCAAACAGUGAGAUGGUUUUACUUCAGCAGCAUCUGUCACUAAAAUAUAUUCAGACCCCUUCAUUUAAUGUUGCAGUCUAAUGCUAAAAUCCUUUAUUUUUCAUUCACAUCAAUCUACACUCCAUACAUCAUAAUGACAGAAAAUCAGAUGUGAUGAUUGCAAAUGUGUUGAAAGAAAGAACAAACAGAAAAACAGUGUCACAUUGACUGAAUUCAGUUCAGAAGCACCUCAUUUCUCUGAAUCAUCAUCGAGAUUAAAAAUACAAUUAUUAAAAUGCAGAUUUCUGUAUUUCAGUGUUGAGUCCAUCUUAUUAAAGCUCCUCUUGUGUGUAAUAAGAGCACAGCUGUAUCAGAUUAUGAAAAUACAAAGCCAUUCCAGAGACAAAGAGUUUGACUAAUUUUAUAAUCAAUAUUAGAUUAAUCUGAUGAAAAAGUAUUCGCUCAGUUAUAUAGUAUUGUAUAAUUUAUGUUAAGUUCAGCUCUAGUUUUGUUUUAAAGGGGUCAAGACAGAUUUCUUUCUUUUGUCAGUAUGUACCUUAAGGUUUACUUCUGUUAGUAAUGUUAAUAAAGUGUUUUGCUAAAAAAUUAAAUAAAUGUAGAUAAUUAUUAUUUUCAAACCUUAU